CUUGUUCUUCUUCUGCUGCUGCCUCUUUCUUCGCACUUCACUCACUCACACCCGAGUCACACACACUCCUCCCGGGACGCGACGCGCUUUCACACCUCCACGCGCGUUUCACUGAGCGCCGCAGGAAACAAUGGAAACGGAGCCGCUUUGUGUCGGACAGAGACAGACGCGCUUCUCUGUGUUUGUUUAGGACUUUCUGCUCAUAGACUCAUAUAUUCAGGAUCCCAUUAUCUCGCUUUAACUACACAAUGGGCUGCUGCAGCGGACGGUGCACCCUGAUAUUUCUCUGCACGUUUCAGUUGAUGGUGGCAUUGGAGAGGCAGGUGUUUGAUUUCUUGGGCUAUCAGUGGGCUCCUAUCCUUGCUAACUUCUUCCACAUCCUGGUUGUCAUCCUGGGCUUGUUUGGCACCAUUCAGUACAGACCUCGCUACAUAGUUGUGUAUACGGUGUGGACCGCAGUGUGGGUGGCCUGGAACGUCUUCAUCAUCUGCUUCUACCUGGAGGUUGGAGGUCUGACGAAGGACAGCAACCUCUUGACCUUUAACAUCUCGGCACACCGCUCCUGGUGGAGCGAGCACGGGCCGGGAUGUAUCUCCAGCGAAGAGCGCGUUGCGGAUACACAGUCCUAUAUACAAAUCAUGGGCUGUCUGCUGGAGUACCAGUACAUCGAAGUCCUCCACUGCGGCUUCCAGAUCCUCACCUCACUGCUGGGUUUCAUCUACGCCUGCUACGUCAUCAGUGUCAUCACAGAGGAGGAGGACAGCUUUGAUUUUAUUGGUGGAUUUGACCCAUUCCCACUCUACCAUGUCAAUGAGAAACCAUCUCAUCUUCUGUUAAAGCCCGUGCAUCAGUCUUCGUAAAUGAGAGGGUGUCCUGAAGAGAAGCCGUUCUGCCCGUUCCUCCUCUCUCCCGCCUCUCCUCUGUUUAAAGAGUGUCAGCUCUGGACGAAACACCGCCUCAUUUAGACACUUCUACAAGUGGCUGUAAAGCAUAUCUAAAGAAAAAAGGUCCUGUGUUCUGAGCGGUGUUGUGUGUGGUCUGUGCACUUGAGUGUGUGUGAGGAGGGCCAGUGUGUGCUGUUUACCUUCACACAGGAUGAGCGCAGUAAAACAGAGGAGCGAGCCGAGAGGAGGACAGGGGGCACGGGACAAAGCCAGUCAAAAAUAGAAGCAAAGAAAUAACAUAGGGCUGCCAAACGAUUAAUCGCGAUUAAUCGCAUCCAAAAUAAAAGUAUGUGUUUACA
This is a messenger RNA of Pimephales promelas (fathead minnow), 1243 nucleotides long. It is a transcript of the gene nkain4, whose product is annotated as sodium/potassium transporting ATPase interacting 4. The record is from RefSeq and is a predicted model, not a curated record. NCBI's taxonomy places the organism in Eukaryota, Metazoa, Chordata, Actinopteri, Cypriniformes, Leuciscidae. Gene Ontology annotation, biological process: regulation of sodium ion transport.